GUUAGAGCACCACCUUUGUGUCCUCCCCGCCCACCAAAAUCAGAUCUGCCCCCCCACACACACCACCCAUCAGCCAGCAUUGUCACAAGUCUGUUAACCACCAGGACAGCCAGCAGCGUUGGGAGCCCCUGUGUUCCUCAGACAGGAUGAUCCUCCUACUACUGCUCACCUCCACGCUCCUGUCCAGCUACUUCCAUCCAGGGAGAGUGGUGGACGCACAGAGCACUUUCACAAUAAGAACCAUCAACCUGUCCAUCGAGCCCAGUAAUGACGUGACCCGGGACACCAAUGUGACGCUGAGAUGCCAGGCCACUGUCUGGAGCAAUGUGCCGGGGGCGCUGAGUCGUAAGUACACUAUAUACAAGGACGGCAACGCCAUCCACACCAAGAGCUGCAGCACCUCGGAGGAUCUGGUGUACCCUCUGUCAGAGGUCAGAGUCUCCAACUACGGCAAAUACACGUGCAAGAUCAACAUCAAAGAGGAACAGUUGACCAGCGUAGCCAAGAAACUCACAGUAACAGGCCAGUCAAAGCCAGUUAUCCACCUUAACAAGAAUGAGGUCAGUGAAGGGGAGGCGAUAACGGCCAGGUGUACAGCGCCUGGUGAGACAGGCUCCAUAUUCUUCUACUUCUACAAGGACGCCACAGAGAUCAUGGAAAAACAGGCCAACUCUAGCCAUGCAGAGGUUCAGCUACAUGUCAGCAGCGUUGGCAAACACAAAAUCCACUGUACCUAUACUGUCCUCGUUACGCCAGAGUCCUUCAAGUCCGAGGAAAGCAACACUCUCACUGUUUCAGUCACAGAGCUUCCUAUCACAGCAGUUUUGGAGAUCUUACCCCAGUCCAGGAUCUAUGAAGGAGACCAACUCUACAUCUCGUGUAGCAUCAGAAGUGGUAUGCGCGGCUUUCAAAAUACCGAUGUCUACCUGAGCCAGGGGGACCAGCUCCUCAGCAGCGGACACACCAAGGUCAACCACAGCAAGGUGGCCCUGGCCAAGGACCCUGGGAAGUUUGAGUGCACAUUACAUAUGGGAAAAGUAAGGAAAUCCGACACAAAGACGAUUUCAGUGACUGAGCUGUUUUCGGUGCCCACUCUCACCGUGUCUCCUGCUGAAGUCUUUCAUAGGGAAUAUAUGACAUUAUCCUGUAAAAGUGAGAGCUCUGCCUCUGAAAGACUCGCCAGGGGAGAGUUGACUUACACUCUUGAGCCACUGGGAAACCGACUGAUUAACAAAGGCCCUGGAAUAUUUUCUGGCAAUACCCCACCGAAUGAUUUGAACUAUACCUGUGUAGCUCGAGCCAAGGGCAUCAUGAAGCACAGUGAAACCCUGACUAUCCGUCCUAAAACUUCUGUCUCCUCUCCAAAGAUCUCGGUGGUUGGCAGAGCAGUCCUAGGACAGCCCUUCAAGAUCCUCUGUCAGUCGGACAAUGGCAGCCUGCCUAUAAACUACACCCUGCUGUGGGGGUACGACCAACUGAACACUACCGUUGUCAAGCAGCCUUCUCAACAAGCUUUGUUCACAGUCAGCAUCACGAAGCCUGAUGAAAUAAGCAAGUACAUGUGCGAGGCAAAGAAUCGCCACAAGGAAGCCCUGCGCAGUAGAAGACUCAACGCUACAGUCAUAGUGCCUCUGACCUCCCCAUUUCUAACUGUCAUCCCAGACCUACCAGAAAUAUCUGAGGGAGUUGAUCUCAUCCUCAUAUGUGGUGUUCAAGGCACUCCACCGGUCACCUUUAAGUUUUACCGUGUUGGCAACGACCUGCCGCUGUACACCACCACCUCCAACAGGAACCACACAGACUACCCGGUCCACGGUUUGUCUAAAGAGCAAAGCGGGAUAUACUACUGCGAGGCUGUCAACCACGCCAGAAAUGUCGUCUACAGUGACCCGGUCACCAUAGAGGUGCGCAUGGCGUUGUGGAAAAAAGUGGUGAUCGGCGGUUUCUGUCUCCUGGCAUUGUCUGUGUUGGCGGUAGUGUGUGUGCUGUGCUUCAGAUCCAAGAGAGGUAAAAGACGACCAACUGCUGAAUUGUCAGUAAAGCCUUCGAGCCCUAAAUCAGAUGACCCGUUAACAGUGAAUCUAACCCACGACACAGAGCUUUAUAACACAGCCACAGGCGCAGUGCAAAUCUAUGAUGGCAUGGAGGGGAAAGUGACCAAUGGGGCGCGAGAUAGCGUGGCGUCGCUUCCCGUUGACAUCAGCAACAGGAGCAGCUACAGUAUCCCAGCCACAGUAUAGAGAUGCCCCACAAUGGGCAGGACUUUAAUUGAAAUUAUCUUUUAACUUUGAAAGCAAAAGGAUGUUCUAUGAAAGGACUUUGAGAGCAACAAGAGGCAGUAAUGUUUGUGAUGUCGAGUGUUGUAGGAUUUGGACACUUCUUCACUGAUGAGUUUCCUCAGUUAAACGGAGGGGCGUGUUAUGAAACGAUAUAAACCAGGACCUGCUGCUCCCUCUCCCCUCCUCCUGCAAUCUAAAUGGCCACCAUUGAUUUUAUACUUAACAUUGAUGUCUUUGUCCUUUGUUUCUUCCAUCACCACAUCUGUGUAAUUUCAUGUUUGUCUGAUGUGCAUGUCUAAAUGGCUUUGGUGACAGAUUGAUUUGUAUAUACAUUUUAUCACUAUCACAGGAAAUGUGUGUAUAUAUUUUGGUUGAUAACCUUACUGGUUGGAAGAGACACUUGUAGAAUAAAG
This is a messenger RNA of Anoplopoma fimbria (sablefish), 2692 nucleotides long. It is a transcript of the gene pecam1b, whose product is annotated as platelet and endothelial cell adhesion molecule 1b. Bases 147 to 2240 code for a protein of 697 amino acids. Gene Ontology annotation, biological process: cell surface receptor signaling pathway. The record is from RefSeq and is a predicted model, not a curated record. NCBI's taxonomy places the organism in Eukaryota, Metazoa, Chordata, Actinopteri, Perciformes, Anoplopomatidae. The transcript is spliced from 12 exons. Gene Ontology annotation, molecular function: transmembrane signaling receptor activity.